This is a messenger RNA of Cyphomyrmex costatus, 1476 nucleotides long. RefSeq names its product putative GTP-binding protein 6. Gene Ontology annotation, cellular component: cytoplasm. Bases 16 to 1455 code for a protein of 479 amino acids. Lineage: Eukaryota; Metazoa; Arthropoda; Insecta; Hymenoptera; Formicidae. The record is from RefSeq and is a predicted model, not a curated record. Gene Ontology annotation, molecular function: ribosome binding; GTP binding. The transcript has 3 exons.
ACAAUUUUUUACAAAAUGCAUUGUAUACGCAAGAUUACAAAUAUUACACAAUGGAAUCUGCAAGUAUUUAACAAAGUUGAUACAGUACACAAGAGAGCAGGAAUACUGCUACAAAAUGUUAUUUGCCGUUUGAAUCACGACUCCGACGAAUAUUUACCUGAGGAAGAUGAGGGGAAACGGAACGAAUACGUCAAGAUCGCCAGUCAUUAUUUAGGCAUUGCUGCUGGUGGACAUAGGACGUUUAUUUUACAACCGUAUGUAAAAUGGGGGAUAAACAAGAAGAGAAACACUUCGCCGGAACUACAAAUGGCUGAAGCUGUGGCUCUAAUAAAUACUCUACCUCAUUGGUGUGUAGUUGGAACAAAGUACGCCCCGUUACUUACAUUGCAGAGGAAGGAGCUGCUCGGUACCGGCGCGAUCGAGAAUCUAAAGAAGGACUUAAUAGCAUGCCCAAACCCCACUGCCAUAUUUGUUAGCACUAAUCUGUUGAAGUUUGUCCAGAUCAGCGAACUGGAAAAGAUCUUUGGUCUACCAGUGUAUGAUCGUUAUUCCAUAGUUAUCCACAUAUUUCGUGAACAUGCGAAGACUGCGGAGGCAAAGCUGCAGGUAGCCUUAGCGGAGAUACCAUACAUUCGGAAAAAAAUAUUUGAAUCCUGCGUUACUCGCUGUGGCGUGAUAAACGUGACGGAGGAGACGAAACUGUUGCUCGACACCAAAGAGAAGAAAUUGAAAAACCAGUUGAAGAAGCUGCAGCAACAUCGACGAUUAAUUAGAAGUAAGCGUAAGAAGUACGGCUUCCCCACGGUCGCUAUAGUCGGUUACACAAACGCAGGGAAAACCUGCUUAAUAAAAGCGCUCACGGAUGACAAUGCUCUACAACCUAGGAACAAAUUAUUCGCAACCCUUGACACUACCGCGCAUCAAGGCAUUUUACCAAACAGAUUAAAAAUUUUGUACAUGGAUACUAUCGGAUUUAUUCAAGAUGUGCCGCAAACUCUGAUUGAACCAUUCCUUGUGACUCUAGAAGAUGCCAUGAUCGCUGAUGUGAUAGUUCACAUAUACGAUGUCAGUCAUCCUGAUAUGAAGGCGCAAUAUCAGCACGUCCAGCAGACGAUAAAACCCAUGUUGGACGAUCGUCCAAUAAUCGACGUCGCCAAUAAGUGCGAUCUUGUUCAAAGCGAUUGCAUACCCAAGGAUGCAAUUGCCGUCUCCGCUAAGAAUCUGACAGGAAUCGAUUUGUUACGUUUGAAGAUACAGGAGGUCCUUUUAGCAACUUCUGGACUAUUAACCAUACGUGCGAGGGUAAAAGCUGGCAGUCCUGCAGCCAGCUGGUUACAUAAAAUGACAACAGUGACAAACAUCGAAUCAGAUCCGAACGACGCUCAGUAUUUAAUUAUGCAAGUGAUUACCACUGCGGCCGACGUUCAAAAGUUCAAGAAAUUUUUAAAACAAUAAAGAGUUUUAUACCACGCACAA